Acaulospora morrowiae is the source of this 195-nucleotide messenger RNA. The record is from the annotation of a GenBank genome assembly. NCBI's taxonomy places the organism in Eukaryota, Fungi, Glomeromycota, Glomeromycetes, Diversisporales, Acaulosporaceae.
UAUAUCGCGCAGAUCGCUCGUGCAUUAAAGUAUCUUCAUCAGAAUCAUGUCAUCCAUCGAGACAUCAAACCAGAAAACCUAUUGUUUGGACUGAGAGGCGAACUCAAAUUAGCAGAUUUUGGAUGGUCUACUUAUUCAAUGGGCUCCCAACAUACGAUAGUUUGUGGAACUUUGGAUUACCUUUCGCCAGAGAUG